AAGCAUCCAACCUGCUCAUGACUCACGGGUCUGGCCGUGUCAGGGGAAUAUGAGGUGACGUCAUCACGCAGACGCAGUGAGGCGGAGGCUGCGCAAGGUUGGACCGUCUGGAUCUGGUGUUGCACCGCGUCUUACCAUGGACUUCACAGGUCAGUGAUUCCCAGUACUGAUAAAAGACAGUCGGCUGUGCGGUGUGGGGCCGCCCAAACCCAACAUGGCCCGCGGGACCGCCCCUGUCUGCUGCGCCGCCGCCAUCGUGGUCGGCUGGAUAGCUGGACACCUUUUCUCAGUUACAGCGACGUACUGUGCGUACUAUGAUCCAGAUCAGCGGGCCCAUGACUACACAUAUGAGGAUGAUAUGGACCACUAUGGAGAACCCAUUGCUCAGGAUGAAGUCCUGGCUGAUAACAAGACAAUGAAGUGUUCUCAAGACAAGGACAUCUGUUUUGCCCUCUGGGAGGCUGCUUUGGGGGGAGAUGAGAUGAAGAUACUCAAACAAGGCUGCUGGAACCAUCCUGGUAAAGAGCACACGUGUGGAGAGCCAGAAUGUUUCACCCGUGGCCCAUCCCCACCCUCCAUGAACAAAACUAAGUUUUGCUGCUGCAAAGGGAACAUGUGCAACAAUAACGUGACAGACCAGUAUAUUCCACCGGUUACCCAUGUACCACCUUAUCCUACUCCAGCAUAUGCCCAGCACAGCACAUACAAGGAGGAAACAACUAUCAUUGUGAUGACUGUAGUGUGUUCUACUGCCAUCAUUAUUUCUGCAAUCUACUUCUUGAUCAGAGUUUGGCACGGAUCCCAGAGAGAGCUCCACCACACAAUGCAUCUGACAGAUGACAUCUCCAUCACUCCUAGUCUGGACAUGGAUAAUCUCAAACUGCUACAAGUUCUAGACCGUGGCCGAUAUGGGUGUGUCUGGAAAGGCUGCUUGAAUGAGAGAGAGGUGGCAGUGAAAGUUUUCAACCCUUGCCAUAAGCAAAACUUCUUGAAUGAGAGGGACAUUUACACAACCGCACAUAUGGAGCAUGACAAUGUAAUCAGGUUUAUAGGUGCAGAAGAGAGGAUUGGUAUGGAGGGCACAGUGGAGUACUUACUGGUGAUGGACUAUGCACACCAUGGGUCACUUUACCACUACCUGAAAACCUACAUGGUUAACUGGACUGGCAUGUGUCGUUUAGGCCACUCACUUGCCAGGGGACUAGCUCACCUACACUCUGACUUUGUCAAAGCAGGUGAGAGCAAACCAGCAGUUGCCCACCGUGACUUAACCAGUCGGAACAUCUUAGUGAAAGCAGAUGGUUCCUGUGCCUUGUCAGACCUUGGUUUUGCCAUGAGAUUGACAGGCAACAGAAUAUGUAAUCCUGGUCAGGAGGACACAGCACACAUUACUGAGGUUGGUACGGUUCGCUACAUGGCACCAGAAGUGCUAGAAGGAGCCGUAAACCUAAGAGAUUUUGAGUCUGCCCUGAAGCAAGUUGACAUGUAUGCAGUAGGGCUGAUUCUAUGGGAAAUCGCCACCAGGUGUCAGGAUCUUUACAUGGGCCAGCCAGUACCAGAAUACAUGCAACCCUUCCAGGCUGAACUGGGACAACACCCUACCUUUGAAGAGUUGCAGGUUAUAGUAUCUCGAGAGAAACGACGUCCACAGCUCUCAGAUGCAUGGAGAGAGAAUAGCCAGGCUGUUAAGUCCUUAAAAGAAACCAUUGAAGAUUGUUGGGACCAGGAUGCUGAGGCUCGGCUCACAGCUUUGUGUGUGGAGGAGCGUAUGGCAGAGCUGAUGUCCAUGUGGUCCCGAAAUUCAACGGUCAGCCCAACGUUGAAUCCCACAUCAACUGCAGGGUCAUCAAGUGUUUUGACUUUAAGUGAUCGCAAUACAAACACUCAGCAGUUCCGUUGGAGCGGUCUGUAUGAGAACUCUUCUACAGAGCCCUUACACAGGAUGGGCUACCUACUGGAUGUGUCUGAUGGUAGCACAUCCCGUACUGAGAUGAUGGACGUUAAAGACACAAAUGUUCAUGUCAAUGCUUACCGUGCACGCCAGGAAACUUCAGUGAGCUCAUGUAGUGAUCCCCCAUUCAUGAGCAGCAGCCGUUAUCAAAGGAUAGCUUCACCAAGCACUGUGAGCACGAGCUUGUCCACUAAUGCCAGUCUACUGCUGGAGAUGGAAUCCACCAAUUCUCUCACCCCUUCUACCACAACUACAACACUUUCUGAACACACCAACACAAACCCAGAAGAUCUGUUAGGAAACUACCCAGACCUGAUCUCCACUACUGCUGCAAACACAACAACUCUGAUCGAAAUGUCUGAGACGCUGGAGAAGCAUACUACUGACCCCAAAGGACCAAACACUCAAUCCUGCCGUAAGAAUCUAAAUGAACUACCUAAGAAGCGCUCAAUGGAUAAGUAUGAAAGGAAUGAGCGUGCCAGGCACAGCAGAAACUACAAUGUGAACAUCCACACCAGCGAUGAAAGCCUGUCUGGGUCCCUGGACCAGAUGACAUGUAAGGCACCCCCAAAUAUGAGUGUGGACAGAUUGACACAUGAAGAAGAUUUACUGAUGAAGCAUAUGCUAGCUGAAGCAGAGAUCAAUACUCUACAUCCCAAACAAGGGACACUUCCGAAACAUGAUAAUUUGCCACAGCGUCCAACAACGUUAUCAAUUGACAGUAUAACAGCUAGACCAGAAACACUGGUCAAAGUUCCCAUAGAAAGCAACCAUGUGAGAGGAAGAGGUGCUUCUGCACUUGUUCAGGGCGGUCUGGGUAGCCAUUCAUCUCAUAAUGAACCAUGUAGAAGUUGGCGCAAAAAAGCACAGGCUGAACAAAUUGAAAUGGGAAUUGCAAAACUAGAGUCCAAUGGUCACCAGCCAUCAAAGAUCAAGAUGAGUCCACCUCGCCCUCAUGUUCAAGACAAGCCAAAGCAGUCUCACAGGGUUGAUGCAGAGAGUGGCAGAGAUUGCCACAGAGUUGAUGCAGAAAGUGACCAAGAGAGCUGCAGUGAAGUUCAAAACCAAACUGAUCCCACAGACUGUAAUAACAUACUUGACAAAAGCAUAGCACCAACCCAUCCAGCAGAGACAAUUGCAAGAUCCGAGUCUUCUCAGGGUGCAAUGCAGCGGGCUAACAGUUUGAUAUGGCACUGUAAAACCAGCACUGCCACAUGCCCAACACACCGGCCCCAGAGACCUACUUCCCUAGACCUGAGCUGUUUUCAAGGUCAGAAAGAACAACCUCCACCUCGAGCAGUCAGCGAGAUGUCGGGGAUUGACCAGGUGGUGUCGGAAGGAGGAGAAAGAGGAGGAAAAGAUCCAAGUUCAAAGAUCAAGAAACGACCCAAAACACCAUACUCCCUUCCUAAAAGAGGUCUGAUGAGUUUUUCAGUUUUUAAUCCUCCAAAGGAUAAGAGGGCAAGCAAAUCUGCCUGCAAGGUCAACUAUGUGAGUGGAAAAACCAUUGUAAGUGUUUUAAAUGAAAGUAAGAAAACUAGGAUUGGUUGAGGUAUUGAUGAGCAGAGACUUUCUAAUGGUGCGAUUUUACCUGCAAAACAUGAGCUUUAUACAAAAAAUGGAGAGAUCUACAGUUCACCUGCAGAAAGUGACAGAAUGUUUGGUAAGCCUAGUCAGGCAGAGGACAUCAAUUAGAUAUACUGGAUAAUGGAAGCUACAUUGUCGAUAAUGAAACACAGCAAGCAUUUGUUGUAUCUUGUGUGUAAUGGCAUUUACAGCAAUGCACAAUGAUACAUUCAGAAUUACAUUUGUAAUUUUUUCACAUGUGAGGUGUUUGUGCUUGAACAAAUUGAUGAAGUAGAUGAAACUGUUCUUUGUAUUAUAUUGUGAGGAAUAAUGUUGAUUUUAAUGAUUUAACUACCUUUUCUGUCCAAGUAACUAUGCUGUAAGUACCAAACAUUUUAAUUUUAACAUUUUAAAAGUUGUGGGCAUCCGCAGGUCAUUCAAUAUUCAGCCUCUAAACAAUGGUUCCCUAUAAAAAAAGAGGAGAAAGAAACUGUUAAUAACUCAACUUUCUGACGUUACUGGCACACAAACAUACCCUCAUAUGAAAGCCCGACAUCUCAGCCAUCCGAAAAAACACAUUUCGCCAAGUAUCUAACGGUGAAACUUCCGGGAAAUUGAAACAAUUGACCCCUGACCUCAAAACCGCACCACAACCCAGUGAGAAGGCCAUGUGCUAGGACAAAAAAGUCCCAACUUUAUACCCCCCAGCAACCACAAAAACUCAGCUUUUUGGCCCUAAUCAGAAAGUAGAAACCCUCCCCUGUCACACCCACCUCAAAACUGCCAGGAUUUCUACCCAUUUGACCAGGAAAAAAAUAUUGAAGUUUUAGGCCCUGAACUAUAUUCUGGCGGAUUGACCUGCGGAUCCCCUUGUAUGAAAUGCAAAACUGUAUUCCAGAAUUACUACUGCUUAGGUCCAGUCAAUGUUUUCCUAGCUUUGCAUUCAUAAUUUAGUAAACAAUGGCGGGAGAUGCAGGAUUGUAUAUUUGUAGCUAGUGUCCUGGUAUGGCAUGUUGGACUUGCCCUUUGGUACUUGUUCUUUCCCUCUUCAUAUGAGGUACAUGUAAUGUUAAGCAUGGGGGUGUGUCUAAGUAUAUAUACAAUGUGUCUGUAAGUGCUCAUGUGUGGGUAUGUGGGGUUGUUGGAUGUAUAGAUCAACUUGAAGGGUACAUCUUGGGAAGGGGUCAGGAGGGUGUAACUGUAAAUUGUAUAAAUAGUCAUAUGUUUAAUGUGUUUGGUGUGCUUUGUGUUUGUGGUGUGUGGGAUACGUAAUAGCAUUUGUGUGUGUGUGUGCGUGUGCGUGUGUAAGAUAUUUCUGUAUACACUUUGUAUAUGUAUAAUGGCAUGUGUUAGUAUGGGUACUUAAGGUGUACAUGAGGGUGAUUUCAUUUCGUUGUUUUUCUUAAUCUUAACUUUAAACACUUCGUUUUCCAUGGCCCAAAUUUGUACUGUUGUACAAGCACUAAAGCAUGACAACAUGAGAAAGAAUAAAAAUUGUAGAUUUUUCCAGCUUGCAAUGCAGCAUGUGGCACCUCUAUAUGUGUACUACAUAGGAGUACAAUGCUUAUUUUUGACGUUGCUAGGCACUUGAAUGUAUCAUUUUGCUACAAUGUUCACCCAGAUAAGGGUUGGUAGUUGUGUGAAGCCUCAAACUUUAUGUUGUUUACACUGGAUGGUAAUUCUAACAUCGAUGUACAAAGACUUUAGCUAUUCAAGUGCAAUAACAAUUGGAUAAGAGGAUUGAUUGAUUGACUGAUUUUGCAAAAACAUAAAGCAAAUGAAAGGAAGCAAGAAAACGUGCAGGUGUGGGGAGAAAAAGUCAUGUGGCUUGUACAUGCUCUUCCUCGUCAAAAUUUACAAAAUCAUAAUACAAUUAACAAAUCAUAGAGUAAUAAGGGUUGAAUGAAUAUGAAAAUCAUACAUUAAACAAUGAUAAUAACACAGUGCAAGGUACCGAUUAACAAAAUGAUAAAUAAGGAACGAAAUAAUAAUAGUUCAAUAACUGACUCGGUUGAGAAAAGGAACGUUUCAUCAUAAGAAGAGAAGAAAUGUAACAACUAAAAAAGCAAGCAAGAUGUAGAAAUAGAAAACAAUCAAUAGGAGAUUAAUUAAAUGAUUGUUUGUCUAAUAUUGACUUUUUAGCAGGUUCUUAAAUUUGGGGAAAGAUUGGCAAAGUUGUAAGGCCCGACUUAAAUUAUUCCAAAUUUGCGGGCAUUUGAAUAUCAUGGAGAACGUUGUUGCGUUUUUACUUGGAUCUGUUUUAAGUUGAUGGUAGUCUGAAUUGUAAUGAAAAAUAGCCUGAAAUUGUUUUGGGACACAAGGAUUAUUGUGAAUUAUUUUGUGAAUGAAAAGACAGCUUUGUAGUUUGUUUAUAUCAUAUACAGUCAUUACUUUUAGAUUACGAAACAAAGAUGCAGAAGGAAAUGCAUACGACACAUUUGAAACUAUUCAGACGAGGCGUUUCUGCAGAAGAAGUAGUGCUUUUAGUGAUGUGGAGUAUAUGCUAGCCCAUACGACGUUACAAUAUGCAAGAUAUAAGAUAUAGCAAACUAUAUACUUAUUAUGUUUUGAUAGAUUUUUUGGCAAAUAAGGUCUAUGUUUUUUCCAGGUAAGUUUGUCAUCAAUUGUGACACCUAAGAAACGUGUGCGUUACUUGAUUAAAGGGUGUGUUAUUAAUAGCUA
This is a messenger RNA of Branchiostoma floridae (Florida lancelet), 6199 nucleotides long. Its product is annotated as bone morphogenetic protein receptor type-2-like. Lineage: Eukaryota; Metazoa; Chordata; Leptocardii; Amphioxiformes; Branchiostomatidae. The coding region runs from base 215 to 3502 and encodes 1095 amino acids. The record is from RefSeq and is a predicted model, not a curated record. Gene Ontology annotation, molecular function: ATP binding; transforming growth factor beta receptor activity. The transcript has 15 exons. Gene Ontology annotation, cellular component: plasma membrane; signaling receptor complex. Gene Ontology annotation, biological process: cellular response to growth factor stimulus; protein phosphorylation; BMP signaling pathway.